Molecule: messenger RNA, 324 nt
Organism: Adineta ricciae
Lineage: Eukaryota; Metazoa; Rotifera; Eurotatoria; Adinetida; Adinetidae
Source: the annotation of a GenBank genome assembly
AUGGAUAGUAACCGCGGUGACGAGCACUCGUCGCAUGAAUCUGGCAGAGAAACUUCAGAAAUGCAAAAAGGUGCAAAUCCGGAUCUUAAUCUUCCAACAACUUCCAGGCCAAUGGGCGAAAUGGCUGCAGAAGUCACAGAUCUUCGACGUGAAAAUUUCGAUUUGAAACUACGAAUAUUUUUUCUCGAACAAAAUCAAUGGCAAGAUGUAGACACAUCAUCGGCGAGUCGAACUGAGCAUCAGCACCAUCACCAAUCCCAAAUCGAUUCGAAUCCGACUGGUACUAGUCAAGCCAUAUCGUCAAGUCGGUAUGUUUGCGUUUAG